AUGAUGUGGCUGGCGUUAACUUGGCUUUUAGCGACCGCGAUCACGGCUGCACUCAUUCCAGACGUAGAGGUCGCCCAUAAGUCCAAGGAUAGCCUUCCAGAAUGUCUUUAUGCCUCACAAGGAGAGCCAUUUUGGAUGGAGACUAUCGAACACACAGGCAAUUCUCCCUUCCUCCAGGACCCAUCAUAUGCGGUGUUCCGCAAUGUGAAAGAGUUUGGAGCCACGGGAGAGGGCAUUACGGACGAUACAGAAGCCAUUCAGAAGGCAAUUGAUGAUGGAGGGCGCUGUUUCACCGGCUGUGGCCUCGGUGACCCGCCUGCAAAGACCCUCAAGCCUGCCUUGAUCUACUUCCCUUCUGGUACAUACAAGAUCUCAAGGAGCCUUAACAUGUAUAUCUUCACCCAGCUUGUGGGUAACCCACUUGAUCGCCCCACGAUCAAGGCCGAGGCCGGAUUCACCGACUUGUACCUCAUCAAUGCAUUCCCAUCACCGCCCGUCUCGCCUUUCCCGACGACUAUCAAUCUGUACAUGCAAGUGCGCAACUUCGUCUUUGAUACCACUGCCGUUGACGCUCACUCGUCUGUGGCGUGUGUUAAUUGGCCGUCGGCACAAGCCGUCACUUUCAGCUUCAACCAUCUCCAGCUAGCCAAGGACAGCAUGCACCAGGGUAUUGUCUUCAACGGAUCUACUGGUGGAGGGGGCGGAUCUGCGACAUUUAUGGGCGACAUAUCCAUAUCUGGAGGAGACGUGGGGAUCCGACUCAACAACCAGCAGUAUGCCAUGCGAGCCGUUGAAUUUGAUAAUGUCAAAACGGGCAUUUCCGUGGAGCAUAUCUUCACCUUAUCUCUCCAGGGGAUGAAGUUCCAGAACUGCGAGGUGGGCGUCAAUUUCACCGCCGCGGGAACAAACUCCGUUGGAAGCCUUAUCCUUCUCGACUCUGAAGCUGCGUCUACAAAAAUUGUCAUCGUUUCACAGCAUACAAAGAAUGCAGACGGCUCCCUUGUCAUUGAGAACCUAAGGCUAAGUAAUGUGGGCCAGACAGUGGGUGAUCGGAAUGGCCGGUCCCUCUUGGCUGGAGCGGCGCACUCAUCCACAAUUGAGUCAUUUAUUCACGGCAACAUCUACAAGGACCUCACCAAUGGUAGCUACGUGGAAACCAGCGGCAAGCUGUCUCGUUCCCAAGUAUUGGUGGACAAAAGUGGUGCCUAUUUGACCAAGUCCCGGCCUCAGUACGAAGGCUAUAGUUCUCGUUGCUUUUCCAGCGUACGAGAUUUUGGCGCUAUUGGAGACGGGAAGACCGAUGUGACUCGUGCCGUCAACGCUGCCUUGAAAGCUAACGCAAACAAGAAGAUCACUUACUUCCCAGCAGGUAACUAUCGCGUCGCGGGCACUAUUGAAGUACCUGCAGGAUCCCGAAUCGUAGGCGAGGCGUGGUCAACCCUCAGUGCGGCUGGUGAUUAUUUUGAGAAUGAGGAUAAUCCACAAGUUAUGUUCAAGAUGGGAAAGCCCGGAACCAAUGGAGUUAUCGAAGUGAGUGACUUGGCCUUUGAUGUAGCCGACGUCUUGCCCGGUGCUAUUCUCGUGGAAAAUAACAUCGCUGGAUCCGAGGCUGGCGACGUUGGUCUCUGGGACACUCACUUCCGCGCUGGAGGAACGAUCGGCUCGGCUGUCGAGACCAAGUGUUCCUCAUAUCCCACUACAGACAUUCCUGGGUGUAAGGCAGCAUUCUUGUUCUUGCACCUGAAGCCAGAGAGCUCGAUGUACAUGGAGAGCGUUUGGGGAUGGUCGGUCAACCGAGAUCUUGAUGGCCUCAGCGGUGCGACCAACGGCACAAGUCAAUCCGUCGCGGUUGGAAGAGGCCUACUCGUGGAGUCAAAACGUGGAACAUGGCUCGUCGGUACUACCUUCGAGCAUUGCGUGCUGUACCAGUACCAGAUGCUGAACUCUGAGCAUGUUUUUGCUUCGAUGGUGCAGACGGAAACCGUGUACUGGCAACCCGCUCCCAAAGCUCCCGCCCCUUGGACGCCCAAUCCCAAAUACAACGAUCCUGACUACUCUAAUUGCGAUGCUUCAUCUCCGCAGUGCUUCAUGGGUUGGUCUCUGCGAGUUAUUGGGGGCCGUGACAUGACGUUUUACGGACUGGCAUUCUGGCAGUUCUUCAAUGGUCUCAACAGCGUCCAAGGCCCAUAUGCCCAGGACAAUAUUGUCUCCAUUGAAGAUCUGCCCAAGUCUUUGAGACUGUACAACCUUGGUACUCACUUGGUGCGCAACAUGGUGACUGUGGACAAGAAGGCGACAGCGCUCAGCAAAGAUAAUGUGGGCGGUUGGGGCGGGCUCAUUGCUGCCUAUCUUCCGUUCGCGUGA
Molecule: messenger RNA, 2364 nt
Organism: Penicillium canariense
Lineage: Eukaryota; Fungi; Ascomycota; Eurotiomycetes; Eurotiales; Aspergillaceae
Product: glycoside hydrolase family 55 protein
Exons: 6
Coding region: 1-2364 (787 amino acids)
Molecular function (GO): polygalacturonase activity
Source: RefSeq, a predicted model, not a curated record